AUGAGUAGUUUUACUCUUCCUAUCAUUGAUUUGGAUCUUUUUUCGAGAGAUAAAACAGCUUCAGAAGCAAUAAAUGAAUGUAAAAAGGCUGCGAAUGCUUUACGUGAAUAUGGCGCUUUAUUGGUUCGUAAUUCAGGCGUAAAGGAAGAGGAUAAUUCUCGUUUUUUGGAUUUACUUGAAGAUUAUUACGCUCAGCCCUUAGAGAUCAAACUUAAAGAUGCGCGUCCGGACUUUGGAUAUCAAGUUGGUGUAACUCCAGAAUUCACGGAAGAACCUAAAUGCAACCGGGAUGUCAACUGUCAGAAGCUAAUUAGCCAAUUACCAGAGGAGAAUAGACCCUUACCUAUAUCUGGUCCCGAUCCUAAAUGGCGAUUCUUUUGGCGAAUUGGAGAGAUUCCAAAAGAAACGAAAUAUCCACGACUCAAUGCUGAUCCCGUGAUUCCUGAAGCAUUUAAAGAUAAAUGGCCUAAAAUAAUGGAUGAAUGGGGAAAUCAAAUGCAUCGUGUCGUCCUUGAUGUGGCUGAAAUGGCUUCUGUUGGGUUUGGGAUGCGUGCCGAUGAAUUACCUGAUCUUACAAAAAAUGGUCCACAUUUAUUAGCUCCAACAGGAAGUGAUUUAGACAAAUAUGGAAAGAUUGGAACCAUCUUUGCUGGUUUUCAUUAUGACUUGAAUUUCUUGACGAUUCACGGGAAAUCACGUUUUCCUGGUUUAUAUAUUUGGCCGCGUAAUGGAGAUGUAAAAAUGCAGGUCCGUGUACCGGACGGUCACCUCUUGGUUCAAGCUGGAAAACAACUUGAGUGGAUUACGGGUGGAGAAGUAAAGGCCGGAUAUCAUGAAGUCGUAGUAACAGAAGAUACGAUCAAGUCAAUCGAAGAUGCUAAAAGAACCAAAUCAGGCCGUCCUCUCUGGCGUAUAUCGUCCACUUUCUUUCUUCACGUUGCGAGUGACAAAAUCUUGCAACCAUUGGAACCAUUUAAGUCGAAUCCUUCUCUUUAUCCACCUACUUUUGCUGGUGAUCAAGUUAAACACGAAUUGGGACUCAUUGAGUUAAUGAAAUAA
Funneliformis geosporum is the source of this 1059-nucleotide messenger RNA. NCBI's taxonomy places the organism in Eukaryota, Fungi, Glomeromycota, Glomeromycetes, Glomerales, Glomeraceae. The record is from the annotation of a GenBank genome assembly.